Chelonoidis abingdonii (Abingdon island giant tortoise) is the source of this 1948-nucleotide messenger RNA. NCBI's taxonomy places the organism in Eukaryota, Metazoa, Chordata, Testudines, Testudinidae. The record is from RefSeq and is a predicted model, not a curated record.
GACAAUGGGAAAGAAGUUGGUUGGAAGUUUCAGUGUCAGGGAAGUUAGAUUUACAAGGGUCUUCAUUUUAAGAAUGGAUGGAACAUGAGGCUACUCAGCUGGAAAAUCAGCAUGUACAUAGUGUGUAUGAAAGCACAGCCUCCUAUUUUAAUGACCUGCAGAGCAAAGCAUGGCCUCGUGUUCGUCAGUUUUUGUUGGAGCAAAAGCCUGGCAGUCUCAUUGCUGAUAUAGGAUGUGGGACCGGAAAGUAUCUCAGUAUCAACAGUCAGGUGUUUAAUCUGGGCUGUGAUUAUUGCGAACCUUUGAUAAAUAUUGCAAGGAAGAAAGGCUGUGAAGUCUCAGUAUGUGACAACCUUAAUCUUCCCCUUAGGGAUCAGUGCUUCGAUGCAAUCAUCUCCAUUGGAGUGAUUCACCAUUUCUCAACUAAACAAAGAAGAAUCAAAGCAAUAAAAGAAAUGGCAAGGGUGUUGAUACCUGGAGGUCAGAUCAUGAUUUAUGUUUGGGCUAUGGAACAAAAAAAUCGUCGCUUUGAAAAACAAGAUGUAUUUGUUCCAUGGAAUAGGGACUUGUGCUCCCGGCUUCUAUCAGAAUCAAAUCAGUUUGGACAUAAGAGUGAUCUUGAACAUACUGUAAAAAAACACCCACAGCAACUAGUAGACUCUGAAUGCAGCUACCCAAUUAAUCUUAAACAGGAACUUGAUAGAAAAACUUCCCACAGUACAGACCAUUGCUUAGCCAAAACCUGCUGCAUGAAAAUGUCUGAAGAAGAAGAAAAUCGAUUCUAUAGAGCUCUAGGGAAAUCUUUUCGUUCAUGGUUUUUCUCCAGAUCCCUUGAUGAAUCAACCUUAAGAAAGAAAACUGAGAAGGUGAAAUCUCUGAAGAAUGUAGGAGGAUGGGCAAACAGUACCAUAUCCAUUCAACCGUCAAGACACUGCAGUUUAGACUUAGGUCACUGUGGGCCAUUAUUAAAAGAGCAAAGUUUAGAUGAUGAUGAAGUGUUUAUGGAAAAUGCGACUGUCAAAAAACCACAGUGGAUGACAGCCUCAGGUGUAAUAAGGGAUUUAAAUGAAGAACACCAUGAAGUAGGUCAGAACAAGAAUGAAGAAACAUCUUUUCUGGGUGGUCCUGUGGAAGACGGGGACAACAACUGUACUUAUAGUAGAGAUGAAGAUGGUAAGUCUACCGCUAGCAAACUCCUUCAAAGAACUUUAACAACUGACUCCACUGAUUCUAUUUUGGAUGAAGCAAUGGCUGUUGAGGAUCAGGUUGUUGGCAUAUUGGAUACAAAAGCCUUCAUGCGUUAUUAUCAUGUUUUUCGGGAAGGAGAGCUAUGUUGUUUACUGGAAGAGAAUGUGCCUGAGCUCCAUAUUAUUAGUUCUUGCUAUGAUCAUGGAAACUGGUGCAUUAUUGCAGAGAAAAUAGCAAAGUAACUGCAAACUGAGCAAACAAAACAAAAUUUUUUGAAAAUUGAAAACUUUGAACACUGCUCCUUGAAGGUGUUCUGUGGUGGUGUUAUAAUUGUGCAAUAUAAAAUGGAAUUUGAGUCUCAUGUAGUUGUGUUCCAUCCAUUUCUGAUUUCAUUUUGUAUGUAUCUAUAAAUACUGUGUAUAAGAAUGUAAAAGGCAAACAACAAUACUUAUGUUUUGUCAAAGAUAGGCUUUUAAGAGUUUUAUAUUGCUUUUAGCAAAUGAUUCAGUUUUUAAAUGUACUUUUGUAUUGAAAAAUAAACAAAACAUUUUUAUAAGAUAAGGAUCAGGGCAUCUUUUAUGAGAAAUAUUUGCUCAAUGUAAACGUAAAGCUUGGUAAUGAAAACACUUAAGCAUGUGUGUUAACUUUACUCAGUAUGGUCCUGAUUCAGCAGUCCAUGCUUCUUCAGCAAAUAACUUAAGGACAUGCUUAACUUUAAACAUGUGCCUAAGUUCCAAUUUGGAUACAUGCUUUAAGUUAA